Molecule: messenger RNA, 2068 nt
Organism: Cavia porcellus (domestic guinea pig)
Lineage: Eukaryota; Metazoa; Chordata; Mammalia; Rodentia; Caviidae
Gene: Klc3
Product: kinesin light chain 3
Exons: 13
Coding region: 163-1929 (588 amino acids)
Biological process (GO): microtubule-based movement
Cellular component (GO): kinesin complex; cytoplasm
Molecular function (GO): kinesin binding
Source: RefSeq, a predicted model, not a curated record
GUGGAGCCCCUGUGCCCUCAGGGUCUGUCAGGCCCACAGCACGGGGAGCCUCCUCCUAUCCCCCAACCUAGAGCCUCUCCGGCUUCCGAAGCCCAGCCCCUGGCCCUCCCCUAGUCCCCACCCUCAGUGGCCGGACUGGUUCCCAACAAAAGCACCCUAGGAAUGAGCUCACGGGGAGGGAGGCGGCCGCCUCCACUCGCCCCGCCCCGCACGCCCAGCGGAGGAAGCGCUGCCCGCCCUCCCCUCCCACCGGACGGGGCGUCUGGGGACCUGGGGGUGGGGAGGGCCGCCUGGGUGAGGCGAGGCUGGUGGGGGCACCUGGAACCCGCUGCGUGCCCUCUUGGUUCACCCCACAUAGAAGGAUUUUGGAGUUGUGGUCAGGACAGCGCUGUUCCCAGAACCAACUCAGGAGUAGCCAUGUCGGUGCAGGUGGCAGCCCCCGGGGGCGCUGGGCUGGGCCCUGAGCGCCUGAACCCGGAGGAGCUGGUGCGGCAGACGCGCCAGGUAGUGCAGGGGCUGGAGGCGCUGCGGACGGAACACCGUACCCUGGCCGGGCACCUAGGCGAGGCGCUGGCCAGACAGGGCCCGGUGGCCAGCUCGGAGCUGCUGGAAGAGAAGCAGCAGGUGGUGAGCCACUCACUGGAGGCCAUCGAGCUCGGGCUGGGUGAGGCCCAGGUGCUGCUGGCCCUGUCAGCACAUGUGGGCGCACUGGAGGCCGAGAAGCAGCGGCUACGGGCCCAGGCCCGGAGGCUGGCGCAGGAGAACACAUGGCUGCGAGAGGAGCUGCAGGAGACGAGGCAGCGGCUGUGGGCCAGUGAGGCAGCUGUGGCCCAGCUGGAGGAGGAGAAGAGCCACCUCCAGUUCCUGGGGCAGCUGCGGCAAUACGACCCACCUGAGGAGAGCCAGCGGCCAGAGUCGCCCCCUCGCAGAGACAGUCUGGCCUCCCUGUUCCCCAGCGAGGAGGAGAAAGGUCCCGAGGCAGCAGGGGUGGCGGCAGCACAACAGGGUGGCUACGAGAUCCCUGCCCGACUUCGGACCCUGCACAACCUCGUGAUCCAGUACGCGGCCCAGAGCCGCUACGAGGUUGCUGUGCCUCUGUGCCGCCAGGCCUUGGAAGAUCUGGAACGCAGCUCAGGCCACUGUCACCCUGACGUGGCCACCAUGCUCAACAUCCUGGCCCUGGUAUACCGGGACCAGAACAAGUAUAAGGAAGCCACUGACCUCCUCCACGAUGCCCUGCAGAUCCGGGAACAGACCCUGGGCCCGGAGCAUCCUGCGGUGGCUGCCACCCUCAACAACCUGGCGGUCCUCUACGGGAAGCGUGGGCGGUACCGGGAGGCGGAGCCCCUGUGCCAACGCGCCCUGGAGAUCCGGGAGAAGGUCCUGGGCGCCGACCACCCGGAUGUAGCCAAGCAGCUCAACAACCUGGCCCUGCUCUGCCAGAACCAGGGCAAGUUUGAGGAUGUGGAGCGGUACUUCGCAAGGGCCCUGAGCAUUUAUGAGGCCGUGGGGGGGCCCCACGACCCCAAUGUGGCCAAGACCAAAAGCAACCUGGCCUCUGCCUACCUGAAGCAGAACAAGUACCAGCAGGCCGAGGAGCUGUACAAGGAGAUCCUCCGCCCUGAGGACCUGCGCGCCCCACUGGGAGCUCCCAGCCCAGGCACAGCUAGUGAUGGGAAACAGCAGGCCCUGCCUCGGAGCAGCUCCUUCUCCAAGCUUCGGGAAUCCAUCCGGCGGGGCAGUGAGAAGCUGGUCUCCCGGCUCCGGGGCGAGGGCGCUUCAGGGGUGGCGGGGAUGAAGAGAGCCAUGUCACUCAACAUGCUGAACAUGGACGGGCGGGCUGCUGCAGGGACUCAGCUACCCAGUCGACCCCUGGGUAAGGCCCCUCGGACCUUCAGCGCCAGCACCCAAGACCUGAGCCCCUGCUAAGGUGGAUGGGACCAAGUCACUGCACUGCACUGCAGCUUCAGGAGUGGGUGGCAUCCAUCUUGUGCACACCAUGGGCCCCUACAGUAGGCUUCCACCUGUCUACCCUUCCUGUGAUUAAAUUCUGUAGAUGUGGCAAUGA